Molecule: messenger RNA, 5177 nt
Organism: Falco peregrinus (peregrine falcon)
Lineage: Eukaryota; Metazoa; Chordata; Aves; Falconiformes; Falconidae
Exons: 11
Coding region: 1760-3457 (565 amino acids)
Biological process (GO): nervous system development
Source: RefSeq, a predicted model, not a curated record
CUCGGUGUCCGGCGGGUCCCCGCGGGCCCGACCAUGCCGCCAGCCCCGGGGCAGAGGCGGGGUCCCGCCGGGGUGGAGCGGCGGGGCCGGAGCCGGUGGGGCGGGACCGGGCCGGGGGCUGCGGCUCCCCGGUGCCUCCGCCCCGCCGCAGCGGGGGCGGGCGGGGGCUUCCUGCCGCCGCCGCCUGGGCAGAGCCGCCGCGCCAUGGAGCGGCUCCGGCUGCGGCUCCCGCGGCUCCUGGCCGCCGCAGUGAUCGUGGAGUGCUGCGCGCGGCUCUGCCCCGGCCUGGGCAGCGGGACGGGCCCCACACCGGCCACCGCGGUCCCCUGCACCCACCCGGGGACAGCGACAGGGCAGCGCUGCCGGACAGAUCCGGAGCGAGGAGCUGGCACAGGGUGGGCAUCAGCACUGGAGGCCGUGGGGCCGCUGCGGACAGAAGCUGAGCUGUUGCUCUUCCCUGGGACCCCCACCGGGACUGCUGAGCCCCCCAGCCCCCAGGGGAUCCCCGGAGGCCCCCGGGCAGGCAGAGAGGGGAUGCGGCCCACAGGGCGGGAUGGAAGAGCCACUGAGCACCCGGGGCCCCUGCUCCCUGCCGGCAUCGCGGAGCAGGCAGCUGCAGGAAGCGAGUGGCCAUCUCCUGCCAGCCUGGGUGUGACCAGUGUGGGGACCCCAGCCCCUGCGGAGCCAGACACAGCGCCCACCACCAGAUCCCCCCCCCAGACUAACCCUGUAGAAAAUGCAAUGGCAGAAAGUGCCACGACCCCGCAAGGGACCCUGUUGCAUCCACCGUCCUCUGUGAUGGUGCCUGGCUCUGCUGGGGGGCAGUGGGGGCCCCUCAGUACCCUGCAGGGAUGGAGCCCCAGGGGGACAGCACUUGUGCAGAGCCAGAGGGGCUCGCACAGCCCCUUGUCCUCAGAGCUGUGGACUGGGGAGGGCCCAGGUGCCACUGUCCCACUGGGUGACAGCAGCCCAGGGACCCCCCCGAGCAUCACACUGGCCACAGACAGCCCAGUGCCAGGGGCGACUGGGACAUCACCCUUUGGUGGGGGGCUGCAGAGGCUGCUGACUCCUAUGGGGACGCUGGGGGGGACACGCCGGGGGCUGCCAGGGCUGGGGCUGGCAGGAGGACGGGGCUCUGACUCCCGCCUGUGGCAUGGGACGGACAUUGCCUGGCAGGGUCCCCACUCUGCCCCUCGCUCCUCUCCACUGUCCCUUGGAGCUGGUGGCCGUGGGGGCCCUGUGGCCAGCGCAGCCUGGCCAGCUGUGGGGACCGGCCCAACUUCCCUGCCUGCCGCAGGCAAGGGGUCGGGUCUGCCUGUCCCCACCACCACGGCUGGUGCCCCAGGGAUGACAUCCCCUGGCGUGGGGGGAGCCCUGGACCCAGCCACAGGGAUCUUGGGGCCACCCAACAUGGAGGGUCCCCCUGAACACAGCCACGUCCCCCUGGAGCAGACCUGGCAUCCACCAGCUGUGCCGGGGCAGCCCCCCACCACCAUGGCCCCAGGCAGCACCGCUGUGACACAGAGCUGGGGGUCGUACACCAGUCAGGGGUCCCCCCGGGGUUCUCCCGCAUCCCCCCGCCCCUGCAGUGCCUACGCUGCCAACCCCACGGCCCUCCCCAGGGACCAGGUGGGUUGUGCUGGGGCUCAGCCCCACUGCGGGCGCCCCCCCAGCAGGCCCAUCCCCAGGGACUGGGCUGCCCCACGCUGGCUCUGGGGGGGAUGCUGCUGAGAGCCCCCAGAUCCUGGGGGGGACCCCCAUGGGGGUGAGCAAUGCUGGGCCCUUGGCAGCCACUGCCCCGCCGAGCUGGCAGCCAGGCAGCCUGGACCCCCCCUCAGCCCCUGGGCCCCCCCAGCAGCCAGCUGCGUCCCAGCCUGCGUCUUCCCCGGGGCUGACCACUGCUAUUGGCAUCGCUGUCACUGCCGCCACCACCAUCACAGCUGCCACUGCUGUCACCACUGCCACCACCAUCACAGCCACCACCACCAGCCCAGCACUGCUCAGGGAUGUGGGGACAGUCACACCGGAGCCUGGUGCCACUGUACUGCAGAGGGAUGUGACGGGGCUGACGGGGGGGCCCCCAACUCCUCUGCCCACCGUGAUGUCAGGGUCCCCCCAGCAGCCCACCGACCCCCCCGGCACCCUGGGCCAUCGUGGGAGCCCCGGGUCCCCCCCAGCUGCUGGUGACACAGGCCUGGUCCGGCUGCCGAGCAGCCCCAGAGAGCGGCCGGAUGCUGACACCCCCCCGGUGACACCGGCUGCGGCAGGCAGGGCCCCGCGCGUGUUCAUCGUGGAGGAUCAGCCACCCCUCCUGAGAGCAUCGCUCCUCCGCAUCCCCUGCGAGCUGGUGCUGGACAUGGGGUUCGUCCCCGCCCUGCAGGACCCCACAUCCCGCGAGCACCGGGGUCUGCUGCACAGCUUCAACCGGACGGUCUCGCCCCUCUUCAUGUCGCUGCCCGGGUUCCUGCGGCUGGAGGUGACGGGGAUCAGGGAGGGCAGCGUGGUGCUGCAGUACGACGCGCUGUUUGCGGCGGAGCGGGUGCAGGCGCCGGGGCUGGGCGCGCUCCUCAACGCCGUGCUGGGCUCCAGCAGUGCCCGGCCAGGGCUGGUGGUGGGGGCUGCCCCCGUCCUGCGCAACGUGGCUCUGGAACGGCCACUGGAUCCCUGUGCCGCACUCUUCGCCUGCCGGGCCGGCUUCGCCUGCGUGGCUGGGGCAGACGGCAACGCCACGUGCACCUCCCUGUGCCACCGCGGCUACUGCAAGAACCACGGCAUCUGCACCCACCCGCCGGACCACCAGCCCCUCUGCCAGUGCCCGGCCGGCAGCGAUUUCUGGUUCAUGGGGCUGCGCUGCGACUACCGCGUGACACAGCAGAGCCUGCUUGGCGUGGCCGCGGGCGUCCUGCUCAGCAUCGUCCUCCUGGGCGCCGUCGUCGCCACUGUCGCCAUCCGCCGCUUCAAGAUGCUGCUGCUGGAGGCCAGGGCAGACCAGACCCGCAGCAGCUACCGGCGGUUCUGCCGGCUGGACGACGUCUCGGCCCAGUACUGGUCGUACUCCUGGCUGCCCUCGGCCAGCUCGCUGGACAACCCGGCCUUCAGCAACUCGGAGGAGCUGCUGCACCUGCAGAUCUUGGACAACAGCUGCUGCAGCUGCCGGGAGGACUCCGGCAUCACCAACAACGCCAAGCAGCGUCCCGCGCCAGUCGCCCGCCCGGCGUGCCGGCCCAGUUUCCCUUACGACUGGGACACAAGUUCUAGCAGCAUGAACGAUCCCAUGGUGGACUCUGGAAAAGCCAGCGAUAUCUCGGUGUCCAGCUGGCCCAUGGAGCCCAUCCAGUGGACACCCUUUCCCCUCCUCCAUCAGCUGUCCAGGCAGCGACCGCACAAAGCCAGACGGCCUCAUUCGUACUGCGAGGGGAUGGAACUGGUCAACCUGGAGAGGAGCUGGACAGCCUGAAGACCCCAGAGCAAAACACAGGCAACAAGGUUCAGCUUUUAAAACCAACCACAUUUUAUUUCCACGUAACAAGCUCAGUGAAGGAAUUUCAAACACUUUGACAAUACAAUCAACGCAGGUGUGAUGUCAGUUCCACUCGAGGCAGAGUCCUGUAGGAUUACCUGCCAAGGUUUUCACCACUGCUUCGGACCAGACUUCAGAAGCCAGCUUUGGCUUGGGACAGCGUAUUUCAUAGUAAGUAGUUACAGAUAAGUGUCUAGUAACACACAAUGCUGGCAUCCAACAGAGUUAAUGACUUACAUCCGGCAAUUUGAAAAUAAAGUCUAACAGAUUUUUGAAGUCACAUCAUACUAUGUACAUAUAUGGUCUGCCCUAUAGCCAUUUCAGAACAAGCUAAGCCACUGUGAAAAGUGAAAUACAAAUUAAGCGCUGCUGCAUUGUUCAUCAUGAUUAAUGUAAAUGAGGUAUAAACACCAGUAUGUUUUAAGCAUUAAAGUUUAUUUUCCAAAAUGCUCUCCUUAUUUGCAAGUGUCCUCUUGAGCAUCUAGCUGGGCACAAAUGGUGGGGUCAUUUGAAAAUGGGGCAUUUGAAGUAUACCGAGGAUGAGGGCAACAGGCUCCCAAAGGUGCUCGAAUAGAAAAGGAAAAGCAAGCUGCAGUUUUCUACACUUAAUAUAUUCUCAUCUCAUAGUGGGCACGUUGAGGGAGAUUUUUGCUAGAAUAAAAUGCAGAUCUGUUCAUAAAAAAAUCAGUUUGCUAAAAGAAAAAUCAAACUAUGGGAAUACAGAGCUAUCAUAUCGUUCGAUAUUUUCAUUGUAUAGAAAACAGCCUACAAAUAAAGUCACAAAAAAUAGACAGUUAUAUGCUGAGCAGCCAAAAACAUCAUGAUUUAUUAAUAUCUGGAGAAACUUCAUAAUUCAAACACAACCAAACUGUACAUUUUACAAUCACAUUCUAUUUGUAAACAGUUAAAAGCCACUGACUUCUUUUGCAUCUUCGGACACAAACAGUUAGAAUCAAGGCAAUGAAAUGAUGGCGAUUUCUGCACUGUUAAAAUUUUUACCCUUGCCUAGUCUUUAAUUCAUUGACUAAACAAGCAUUAUAUAAUACCUUUUGUGGCAAAAAGAUGUAACUCGUUACUUUUGCAAGAAAGUAUUUGCGAGAACUUUUUAAACAUUUAAAACUUUUAUACAACAAACAAUUCUGUAAGCCCAAUAACUUGGUUACAGUAUGCAUAGUUACUCAGUUCGGCUUUAAGGUACGACAGUUAAACGUUAACACAGUCACAAGAGCAGAAACAGAGCCACUCGAUGGGAUUACAAAAAAAUUGUAUAACUACAGAUUAUUAGCAAACCACCACCACUCACUAAUAAAAAGACAGCGUCAGAAAGCAGUAUGUCAAACUCCAGCUUGAAGCAUUUUUUUUUUGGCAGAGAAAAGUCUUACAGAGCAAUAAGUAUUAUCAGUGCUAAAAGUUGAGUUUUUUUUCCUAUAAGAAACUACAAGGAGUUUUUACUGGGGAACUGGUUUUCCUGAGAGCCAUGCUCUUUGAUUUAGGAUACAGGAAUAGAAAACAAAAGGACAUGGCCAAACACUGUUCAUUAUUCCCAGAGAUAGAAAGCAUCUUUUUCAUUCUCAAUUUUUUUUUGUCUUUUUAAAAAUUUUUAAAAUGAUGGAAGAGUAAACAUUUUUCUCAAAAAACAAAAAAAAUAUUCUGUAAA